AUGCUGUCCUUCCAGUACCCCGACGUGUACCGCGAUGAGACGGCGGUGCAAGAUUACCAUGGACAUAAAAUCUGUGACCCUUACGUUUGGCUUGAGGACCCAGAUAGUGAGCAGACGAAGGCUUUUGUGGAGGCCCAGAACAAGAUUACUGUGCCUUUUCUCGAGCAGUGCCCAGUCCGAGGGUUGUACAGAGAGAGGAUGACGGAACUCUAUGACUAUCCCAAGUACAGCUGCCACUUCAAGAAAGGAAAACGGUAUUUUUAUUUUUACAAUACAGGUUUGCAGAACCAGCGAGUAUUAUACGUGCAGGAUUCCUUAGAGAGUGAGGCCAGAGUGUUCCUCGACCCCAACCUCCUGUCGGAUGAUGGCACAGUGGCUCUGCGAGGUUAUGCAUUCAGUGAAGAUGGUGAAUAUUUUGCCUACGGUCUGAGUGCCAGUGGCUCAGACUGGGUGACAAUCAAGUUCAUGAAAGUUGAUGGUGCCAAAGAACUUCCAGAUGUGCUUGAAAGAGUUAAGUUCAGCUGUAUGGCCUGGACCCACGAUGGGAAGGGAAUGUUCUACAAUUCUUACCCCCAACAGGAUGGAAAAAGUGAUGGCACAGAGACAUCCACCAAUCUCCACCAAAAGCUCUACUACCAUGUCUUGGGGACCGAUCAGGCAGAAGAUAUUUUGUGUGCUGAGUUUCCUGAUGAGCCUAAAUGGAUGGGUGGCGCUGAGCUAUCGGAUGAUGGUCGCUAUGUCCUGUUAUCCAUACGGGAGGGGUGUGACCCAGUGAACCGGCUCUGGUACUGCGAUCUCCAGCAGGAACCCAAUGGCAUCACUGGAAUCCUGAAGUGGGUAAAACUGAUCGACAACUUUGAAGGAGAGUAUGACUACGUCACCAACGAAGGGACAGUGUUCACGUUCAAGACCAAUCGCCAUUCUCCCAACUACCGCCUGAUCAACAUCGACUUCAUGGAUGCCGAUGAGUCUAAGUGGAAAGUGCUUGUUCCUGAGCACGAGAAAGAUGUCUUAGAGUGGGUGGCUUGUGUCAGGUCCAACUUCCUGGUCUUGUGCUACCUCCACGACGUGAAGAACAUCCUGCAGCUCCACGACCUGACCACCGGUGCUCUCCUCAAGCCCUUCCCUCUUGAGGUCGGCAGCGUCGUGGGCUACAGCGGCCAGAAGAAGGACACCGAGAUCUUCUACCAGUUCACUUCCUUCUUAUCUCCAGGUAUCAUUUAUCACUGUGAUCUUACCAAAGAGGAGCUGGAGCCCAGAGUCUUCCGAGAGGUGACGGUAAAAGGAAUCGAUGCUUCCGAAUACCAGACCGUUCAGGUUUUCUACCCUAGCAAGGAUGGUACAAAGAUUCCCAUGUUCAUUGUACAUAAAAAGGGCAUAAAAUUGGAUGGCUCUCAUCCUGCCUUCUUAUAUGGCUAUGGUGGCUUCAACAUUUCUAUCACACCCAAUUACAGUGUGUCCAGGCUUAUUUUCGUGAGGCACAUGGGUGGCGUCCUUGCAGUGGCCAACAUCAGAGGCGGCGGCGAAUACGGAGAGACGUGGCAUAAAGGUGGUAUCUUGGCCAACAAACAGAACUGCUUCGAUGACUUCCAGUGUGCCGCGGAGUAUCUGGUUAAGGAAGGUUACACGUCUCCCAAGAGGCUGACUAUCAAUGGAGGGUCAAAUGGAGGCCUCCUAGUGGCUGCUUGUGCAAAUCAGCGUCCUGACCUCUUUGGAUGUGUUAUUGCCCAAGUUGGAGUGAUGGACAUGCUGAAGUUCCAUAAAUACACCAUCGGGCAUGCCUGGACCACCGAUUAUGGGUGCUCAGAGAACAAGCAGCACUUCGAAUGGCUUAUCAAGUAUUCUCCGCUGCACAACGUGAGGUUACCCGAGGCAGAGGACGUUCAGUACCCAUCCAUGCUGCUCCUCACCGCCGACCACGAUGACCGGGUGGUCCCCCUCCACUCCCUGAAGUUCAUUGCCACCCUUCAGUACAUCGUGGGCCGCAGCCAGAAGCAAAGCAACCCCCUGCUCAUCCACGUGGACACCAAAGCGGGCCACGGGGCAGGGAAGCCCACGGCCAAAGUGAUAGAAGAAGUCUCAGAUAUGUUCGCAUUCAUAGCACGGUGCCUGAACAUUGACUGGAUUCAGUAAAUGGAAUUUCCCGCUCCCUCCUGACGGCCACAGAAAACCUCAAGGGCUUUUACACCAUUCAGACGGAGAAACCACUGGGCGUAUGGCUUCCCCCUGUGAACACUGUUCCUGCACACAGACUACAGUGGGACAGAACUGCCAUGGGAAUUUUAUCUUUUUCAGGCUUCUCCUUUUAAACAAGUCCUUGGUGUUUCUUUUUUCCACCCUAUCUGGGCACAUGUUUAAAAAAGCAAACAAAAGGCAUGUUUGGAUAAAUAGCUAAAUGGCAACAAACAACAGUGUGACUACAAGAUUGCUGAAUUAAGGGCCGUAGUCAGGCAUCCUUCGUAUUUAACAACUCAGUGAAAUUUGCUUCUAUAACCGUAACCUAUAUAUCUUUAAAUAAACGUGAGAACUCCUCUCAUGAAGAGA
Messenger RNA from Oryctolagus cuniculus (rabbit), 2544 nucleotides. RefSeq names its product prolyl endopeptidase (gene PREP). Gene Ontology annotation, cellular component: cytosol. The record is from RefSeq and is a predicted model, not a curated record. Lineage: Eukaryota; Metazoa; Chordata; Mammalia; Lagomorpha; Leporidae. Gene Ontology annotation, biological process: proteolysis. Gene Ontology annotation, molecular function: serine-type endopeptidase activity; oligopeptidase activity.